AAGUUACUAAAUAGGGACGUGUUAACUGGUGGUAACCAUGGUAACUAGAAAAUUGAGAGGAUACUUAUCUGCGUAAAUAUAGAUUGCUGGUGUUUUGGUCAUUUUAUUUGUACAACAUUUUACUGAUUGCUGCACAAGUAACAUGUCAGCGGUAUACCCAACUCUACCGAAAUUGGCAGUGAGAGACAGCAUCGAUGACGACGAUCUCACCGACAUCGACGAUGAGGUGUUCAUCAGGGACGGGAGGAACGGAUUGAAGUUGGACGACGACGGCGGAGUUAAGCGGCCUCUCAUGGCGCCUCGUAGGAAAUGCAAAAAAUCCUGCAGCUUCCAGACUCACAAGUUCCCAUAUAGAGCCCUUCUCGUGCCACUGUGCUACGGGAUCGCGGCACUAGCUGUGGUGUUAGGCUUAAUCGUACUUUGUAUAUUCACUGUAAAUAUAUUUCCAAUGCCGUUGACUAUACUGAAAAACUGGCUGUCGCAUGAGCUGAAGGACUCGGUAAACAAGUCGUCGGAGGUCGUUCCAUGCACGUCGCUCGCCUCAAAGGUGCUGUGGACCAGAACAUUGCCGAAAUUAACUUCCGAAGCUCCUCUCAGGAGCAACGACGUUAAUUCGGAUGGGGUCGAGGACAUCAUUGUGGGAUUCAGUACAGGCUUGGACACGAUGGACGCCCCGGAAUACAUAUGCACCAUAUACUUUGGCAGUCAGACGCCCUGUCUGGGCGGCGUGCUGGCGCUGAACGGUAAAACGGGCGACACCAUCUGGACACACUGGACGGCCCACGCGGUCUUCUCCGUCGACUGCAACGAGGACUUGACGAACGACAGGAUCAAGGAUUGCGUGAUAUCUGGGCGCGGUGGGAUACUGCAAGCCGUCUACGGCCACAAUGGUUCCAGCAUAUGGGAAAUACCGAUUCAGAACCCAACCUCGGAGCAGCGAAGGCUCUUGGACGUCUACGACGCGAGAUUCAUGCCGGACGUCGACGGGGACGGCGUCAGCGACGUAAUAGCCGCGUACGCCGUGCAGUCGAACGAUGUCCGAGAGAGCAAAGUGCUCGUGAUAUCGGGGCAGCACGGAGACGUCAUACGCAGCGUCAGUCUACCAUACUCGGAGCAGCUGUUCAUAGCGCCACAAAUUAUGGUGCACCCUGACGGGGAGAAUAUAUUUAUUCUAGCGACGAGUAGUCAGCAAGAGGCCGGGGGGUUGUACAUCGUCUCCCAAGCCAACAUAUUUUACGGCGAUCUGCAAUUGCGAAAGCUCUAUCACAACACGGGGAAAGGCGCGCUCCUACCGCCGAUUCUGCUCGACAUCACGUCAGACGGGAUCGAAGACAUCGUCGCGGCGAUGUUCAACUCGACGAUCGUCGCGUACGAUGGGUCGACGUUCGAGCCCAUCUGGAACUACACGGUCCCGAACUCGGAAAUAAUUAGCAUUCCCGUUCCCGGCUACUACAACGACGACGACGUACCGGACUUCCUGGUGAAGUAUCAGAUAGGCGCCGGCUUUCCGACGUACUACUACACCGUAGCCACGGUCGUGGACGGUCGCAACGGGCAGCCGUUGCUCGAGAGGCCGAUGGAGGACAGCUCGAGCAGGCAGAUGUCCGGGUUGUCGGUCACGGUGGACGGUUUCGGCAACGACUGGUUCCUCCACUGGUCCGCCGACUGCUUGAACUACGAGGGGGUGAAGGAGAAGUAUCAGUUCCUGAAGGGCCAGAGCCUCGUGUCGCAAACGCGCGCGGACCUCUGCAGGCUGCGAUUCAACUCGACGCUCACGACGAGACUGCUGGCUCUGAGCCAGCACGUCGGCCCGCCCGGAGUGUCGUUGUACUUCUCGGAGGACUGGAGGGCGGUGGAGUUCAACAAUUCGAUCGACCCGCGAAAGGAAGCGGAGAAGUAUCUCGACGCCCACCCGCGCUUCGAGAUCGUGGACACGUACGCGGACAUGCCGCUCGUGUCCGAGAGGUCGCCGCGCGUCCAGAAAAAUCAUCGGACGGACAGCGUGUUCAAGCACAAGGGCAACAAUAUUCUCGCGGACGUCGGGAAAUACGACUCGGACGCGGUAUAUGAUAACUUUGACGAGUUCAAGAGUCACAAGAAGAGUCACAACCCCGAGGACGAUGCCGUGGACGUGGUGGACCCGGCCUGGAAGCACGACAAUAAGUGGGCGAGCGAUAACGUUCAGUCGGAGAAGGAAUACGAUGGCCUAUACGGAAGCGAGGACGGUAAUACCGAGGAUGGAGAACAGAAUGAUUACGCGCAGGCUGAGGCGCGCGAACGCAGAAGUGCCGGCGAAGCUAGGGCUUCCUAUCCGACCGGAUCUUCUCGCGGGGACGCCCAAACGUCCAAAACAGUUGGUCAUUCAUUUUUCACGUCGUCCGAGCCGACGCGACGUAAUUUGCAGCCGAAUAAGAAUAUUACUAUUGCAAACGGAUGGAGAGAAAUUGAUGAAAAUGGCACGGUAAGUACAGCUGAUACGAACGUGUCGGCGGCAUCGACUCUCAAGUUCCCGGGAGAGAUCACGCCAACCUUAUCGAGCGAAUGGAACAUGGAAAAAAAUACCACGAUGCAGAGUACGUCGGAUGCGUCUGAACGCACCGAAGUGUUAGGCGUUACGGAAAACCAAAUAAUUAACGGCCGUCAAGAUACAGUCACCAGUGCCGAUGAACCCGUAGGUGUGACGCAGCGGAGACAGAUGUACAAGCACAGCUUUCCCAACAUCGUCCAAGACGCGGAGGACGAUGCCAGUAUAGAAAAAGUGUUCAAGCGAGAAUCGUUGAAAAAUCAGGACAAGGGCAGGAUCAGCAAGAAGAAGCAGACGUUGAUGUCGUCAUCGACAAUAGAGAAAAACUCUAGGACACGGCAGAAGCGGAGGAUAAAACGGAAGUCUGAAACUGGCGGUCGGUCGAGCGACAUCAGCGGCAUUCAGACGCAACCACCGACUGGUAUCCUGUUACCGUCUAUCGCCGAGUCGAAGGACAAGACCGCGAUAGACUUGGUGUUCUCGACGUUCUGGCUACCAUCGUCCGAGGUAUCUCUCGUCUUGUCGCAGACGGAUCUCGAGUGUAUUCAGAGAAAGAAGGCUGCGUCGGAAAAUAAAGCCCGGUAUAAAAAGGACGACGAUAUUAUCAGCGAGUGCUUGUCCGAGCGGGGUGUCAAUUACAGGCUGUACCAGGAAUCAAUGGACAGGGAAAAUACUAAGAUCGCACUUGGUCAAAUGACAAUAUACAGAAUGAAGCUGGAAUGCGUGUGUCCCGAGGACAUGUUACCUAAUCAAACUUGCAGGAAUAUUGCACUGCAGCAGAGUUGGCCGGAGCAUUUGGGCUCCUCUGGAAACGGCUAUUUUAAGCCGUUGCACAGAUUAAAUAUCUGAAGGAAUUAAGAGAUCGUAUCCAACCACCAUAAAUUAUUCAGACAAUUUUUUCCCUAACGCUCUAAUAAAAAUGUUAAUGAUUAAUGAAAUUAAAAAAGUUAUAUCAAAUAGCUUUAUGUACUGUUUGUAAAACUAUACAAUAACGAUCGUAAUUAAAACGAAUUGUUAUAUAAAGGUAAUUUAUAUUAAUAUUUAUAUAUGCAUAUUUCUUCGCGUGAUAGACGUGAAAGGAUACAAAUAUGUAUGUAUCUGUAUAUAUAAGAGAGCAUCGUUGUUUGUAUAUUUUCAACGACUUUUAAAUUUUUAUUCACCUAAUUUUUCUUCAAUUGUAAUCUCUAUAUAAGCAUAGACAUAGGAAAUUCCUGAUAUUUCCUAUGUCUAUGUAUAUAAGAGAAUUUGCAUAAUUACAUAUCUGCUAAUAAUUUGUUAAUAAUAAAAUAGCCUGAAUAUAGUCAUAAA
Ooceraea biroi (clonal raider ant) is the source of this 3832-nucleotide messenger RNA. RefSeq lists its product as uncharacterized. Gene Ontology annotation, molecular function: protein binding. NCBI's taxonomy places the organism in Eukaryota, Metazoa, Arthropoda, Insecta, Hymenoptera, Formicidae. The record is from RefSeq and is a predicted model, not a curated record.